Molecule: messenger RNA, 444 nt
Organism: Ilex paraguariensis (yerba mate)
Lineage: Eukaryota; Viridiplantae; Streptophyta; Magnoliopsida; Aquifoliales; Aquifoliaceae
Source: the annotation of a GenBank genome assembly
AUGCCACUACCCCCAUCUUCGCAAGCUGCACUGAUCGGAGCUUGUGCCAGCUUAGGCUGGGCGUUUAAUAAUCAAGCCUAUACACCAAGCCCUAUUGCCACCUUUAUGUCUUUCCAUUACCGUAGCUAUACUUUCAUUGCCAGUGCAGAUGUCAUAUACCCUCUCGUGUUUCCUCUGUGUAAGCAAAGCCGAAGAGUGUUUUUGAUUUAUGCUUUUGCUAUUGAAACUAUAUCUGGGACAGUGGUGUUGCGUUGGGUCAAUUCACAACUGGGAAGGAUAUUAGGUUGGGUUGAGCGUGCUAUUCAACAGGAGCGGUGGGAUCCAAUAUCACCUCAGCAGCGGCAUGGAAGUUCAAUUGUUGAAGUUUACAGGAUUGUUGAAGAGGUAUGCAUAUUGCCAUUUACUAUUGCUUGUGUGCUUGCUAUCACACUGCACCCUGGUUAA